Molecule: messenger RNA, 645 nt
Organism: Eupeodes corollae
Lineage: Eukaryota; Metazoa; Arthropoda; Insecta; Diptera; Syrphidae
Product: ATP-dependent DNA helicase PIF6-like
Exons: 2
Coding region: 1-645 (214 amino acids)
Source: RefSeq, a predicted model, not a curated record
AUGAGAGUGCAUCUUCAUAAUGACGAGGAUUCAGGACUUUACGCAGAAAUGUUAUUGAAAAUUGGUGAUGGUUGUUUAGACGUUGACGCUGAAGGCUACAUAUCACUGUCAAGAGAAUUGUGUAAUUUAGUAGAAAGUGAUGUGGAUGUCAUUGCUAAUGUUUUUCCGGAAUUGCAACAAAAUUUGUGUAGUGAUCAGUGGUUGUGUGCAAGAGCACUAUUAGCACCAAGAAAUGAAAUUGUAAAUAGGAUCAACGCUGACAUUUCAAGCGAGGUUCAAGGAGAAAUGAAGGAAUAUUUGUCAAUGGAUACAAUAAUGCUUAUGCGAAAUCUAGAUGCUCCUCGGCUAUGUAAUGGAACAAAGCUUCGGAUAACAAAAUUGGGACAGAACAUACUUGGUGCUACUAUUUUAACAGGUGUCGGUAAGGGAAAUAGUGUUAUAAUACCAAUUAUUCCCACUGACCUUCCAUUACAAUUUAAAAGGGUUCAGUUUCCCGUCAAGUUUAGCUUUGCUGUUACUAUAAACAAAGCACAAGGACAAACUUUACAGGUAGCAGAAGUGCAUUUAGAAAACCCAUCCUUCUCUCAUGGUCAACUUUACGUAGCCUGUUCACGUGUAUCUAUUUCACCCGAGGGGAAAACUUAA